Molecule: messenger RNA, 921 nt
Organism: Priapulus caudatus
Lineage: Eukaryota; Metazoa; Priapulida; Priapulimorpha; Priapulimorphida; Priapulidae
Exons: 1
Coding region: 1-921 (306 amino acids)
Biological process (GO): DNA integration
Molecular function (GO): nucleic acid binding
Source: RefSeq, a predicted model, not a curated record
AUGCAAAAGCCGCUUCAUGUGGCUCCGAAACGACUGCAAACCACGUUGGUAAAGCUACAAGGCUAUGACCUAGAGUUGAAAUACCAACCUGGCCCUACUCUGUACCUGGCAGAUACGUUGAGUAGAGCAUACGUUCCAGGAGAUCCUAAACUGGAUAGCUUCAAGAAGUACCUGAAUAAUGUCAAUGUGCUGAGUUACCUGCCAGUUUCAGAAAGUAAACUCGAACAGAUCCCUGCUGCUACUGAACGCGACUUGAGUGUACUUAAGUCUAUUGUUUUUGAGGGAUGGCCCAAGAAUAAAGAUACUGUGCCGGGAGAUAUCAAGCACUAUUUUAGUCUAAGAGACCAUUUUUCGGUGCACAACAGAAUAAUCUUGAAGGGUGACCGCGUGGUAAUUCUCAACUCGCUGAAAAGGGAAAUGAUGGACCAACUACACAGCUCGCAUGUUGGCAUUGAAUGCUGCCUAAGGCGGGCUAGAGAGUGCCUGUAUUGGCCAGCAAUAAAUUCUAAAAUUCGCGAUUUCAUUGCUGCAUGUGAAAUCUGCAACUCAAUGCCCAGGAAGCAGCAGAAGGAGACGUUAGUGCCACAUGAUGUGCCUGAGCAGCCAUGGGCUACGGUGAGAACAGAUCUGUGCUACAUCGAUGGGUUGAAUUACCUCGUCACCGCAGAUUACCACUCAAACUUUAUUGAGAUAGAUUAUCUGGAGGAUACCAGAGCAGAAACGGUUGUCACGAAACUAAAGGCACAGUUUUCAUGCCACGAGAUACCGGAUUCUGUCGUGAGCGACAAUGGCCCACAGUUUGCGUGUGAUGUGUUUGCGAACUUUAGCAGGAAGUGGGGCUUUGAGCAUAACACCUCAUCUCCUCGGUAUCCGCAGAGUAACGGUAAAGUAGAAAAUGCGGUGAAAACUAAGUCUAGUUAA